This is a messenger RNA of Fulvia fulva, 819 nucleotides long. RefSeq lists its product as uncharacterized. The transcript has 2 exons. The coding region runs from base 1 to 819 and encodes 272 amino acids. The record is from RefSeq and is a predicted model, not a curated record. NCBI's taxonomy places the organism in Eukaryota, Fungi, Ascomycota, Dothideomycetes, Mycosphaerellales, Mycosphaerellaceae.
AUGUCGCUGUCAAAAGGCCCUUUCGGAUCCGGCGAGACACUCAUGGACUCAGCAAGUGGCCUUAUAGAAGCAGUAAAGCAUAUCAGACCGGACUUACAACUUGAAUCGGUUUGGGUCCCGGAUGGUCUCAUGAAAGGCGAAGUCGUGAUUCGCAUAUCACGAAAUCCAGCGCCGUUUCCAUUUCUGGACUUGCCGACCGAACUUCGUGACAGGAUCUAUGAGUACGCUCUAGUUGUCGGUCACCCGAUCGUUAUCUUCCUAGAGACGUCCUGGAAUCCUGCCGAACGCGAGACAUCUGAACUCAGGGGUGGCCUUCCGGAAAUUUUGAACACAAAUGCGCGACUGCUCCUGGCGAGCAAACGAAUCUACGCAGAGACGUUACCAAUCCUAUACGGCAGCAAUGUCUUUAGACUGGGGAUCAGUCGUCCAAGUUUCGUAGCGCACAAGUUUAUGGCAGACAUUGAUCCGGGACUCCAGUACAUCAGAACAUUGCACCUUGCUGGUCCCUACGCGGAGCUCAUCGAGGCAUGCAACGCCACCGCACGAUUGCCAAAGCUGGAGAAAGUGCUCAUCGGAGGCCUGCAUAUCUGGCAGCGGCACAAGUCACGCAGGUCUGAAGAGAUGGGGGCUCAGAUCGCAGAAGAUCUGAAGGGCUGGUUGUUGCAGAUCCAGGCAAGUCUUGGAGCUCGAGAGUGUGUUGUGAAAGCGGUCGAUGUGGUCGACUUUCUGCCAGAAACAGAUGGGAGUAAGAUAGAGUAUGUGACGCAGUGCAUGAUUGCGUUCCGUACAGCUGCAGCACUCUAUCUCGGCAACGAGUGA